Melospiza georgiana is the source of this 20456-nucleotide messenger RNA. RefSeq names its product piccolo presynaptic cytomatrix protein (gene PCLO). The transcript has 25 exons. Gene Ontology annotation, biological process: presynaptic active zone assembly; protein localization to synapse. Gene Ontology annotation, molecular function: protein binding; structural constituent of presynaptic active zone; metal ion binding. The record is from RefSeq and is a predicted model, not a curated record. Gene Ontology annotation, cellular component: GABA-ergic synapse; glutamatergic synapse; axon. Lineage: Eukaryota; Metazoa; Chordata; Aves; Passeriformes; Passerellidae. The coding region runs from base 23 to 15535 and encodes 5170 amino acids.
GAGGCGGCGAGCCGCGGCGGCCAUGGGCAACGAGGCGAGCCUGGAAGGAGGCGAAGGGCUGGGCGCCUUCCCCGAAGGGGCGGCGGCGGCCGGGGAUGGCGGCGGCUCCGCGGCCCCCUUGCAGAGCCUGGUCCCGGCCGGGGUGGAGGCGGACCUGAGCCAGCUGAGCGAGGAGGAGAGGAGGCAGAUCGCCGCUGUCAUGUCAAGGGCGCAGGGGCUGCCCAGAGGGAACCUCGCCGGCGCGGAGCCGCCUCCCAUGCAAAGACAUCCUGAGCUUGAUACAAGCCGCCAUCCCAGACAACCAGGUAAGCCUCCAGAUCCAGGACCACCAGGUUUGAGUAAAAGCAGAACAGUAGAUGCGCUGAAGACAGAACAACGGGCGCCUGGACGGAGCCCUUCUACUCUCAGCCUACGGGAAUCAAAGUCCAGGACUGAUUUUAAAGAAGAUCAGAAGCCAAGUAUGAUGCCCAGUUUUCUCUCAGAAGCCAAUCCAUUGAGCGCAGUCACUUCAGUUGUGAACAAAUUCAAUCCUUUUGAUUUGAUAUCGGAUUCAGAUACAACUCAUGAAGAAGCCGGUAGGAAACAAAAAGCUGCCCCAAAAGAGCAAGGGAAACCUGAGGAGCAGAGGAGUCCUGCGAAACAUCCAGCUCAGCCACAGUCUCCAAAGCCAGCUGUUCAACAACAAGGACCUGCCAGACCUACUGUCCAACAAACUGAGUCUUCCAAGCCAGGGCCACAGCAGCAGCAGCCUGGGGGCCCAAAGCAAGUUCAGAAACCAGGCCAUGGCCAACCAGCAGAUGCUAAGCAAGAGCAAGCGAAACAACCACCCCAGCCGAGAGGACCGCAGAAAUCUCAGCCACAACCAUCAGAACCAACAAAACCCAUUCAACAGCAAACUUCUGCAAAACCUUCAUCAGGCCCAACAAAACCAUCCCCACAGCAACCAGACAGCGCUAAAGUGACGUCCCAAACAGCACCUCCCACAAAACCAUCACCGCAGCAGCCAGGACCUGCCAAACAACCAUCACAGCAGCCUGCACGUCAAGGAGGUCCUGUCAAACCAUCUCCCCAGCAGACAGGGCCUCCAAAACAGCCUUCUCAGCAACCUGGACCUGAAAAGCCAUCUGCUCAGCAAACAGGACCUGCAAAACAGCCACCUCAGCCUGGAUCUGGGAAGCCACCUCCGCAGCAAACAGGGCUUGUAAAACAAGUGCCACCCCAGGCAGGGCCUACGAAACCACCUUCUCAGACUGCAGGGCCCACAAAAGCCCCAGCACAACAAGCAGGACCUACAAAACCCCCUGGCCAGCAACCAGGGCCUGAAAAGCCCCCACAGCAAAUGCAAGCUGGUGCAAGUCAAUCCACCGAGUCUGCCCCAAAGAAAACCCUCUGCCCUCUUUGUACAACCACGGAGCUGCUGCUGCACACUCCCGAAAAGGCCAACUACAACACGUGCACCCAGUGUCACACUGUGGUCUGCAGCCUGUGUGGAUUCAAUCCUAAUCCUCAUAUCACAGAGAUCAGUGAAUGGCUCUGUUUAAACUGCCAGAUGCAAAGAACGUUAGGAGGUGACCUAGGGCCAGGUCAUGGUCCUGGGCCACAGCCACUUGCACCCAAACAGAAGACACCCAUUCCACCUUCAACAGCUAAACCAUCUCCCCAGCCUGUUCAAAAGAAAGAUGUAACUCCAAAACCUGAUCCCUCACAGUCAGCAGAUUCGAAAAAACCUCCUCCACAAAAAAAGCAAACACCCUUGCCUGGGUCCCCUCCUGUAAAAUCAAAACAACCCCGUGCAGAACCCACUGAGAUUUCCCAGCAAAUAGAUGCCACCCCAAAAUCUGAUCAAGUCAAGCCAACACAGGCUGAAGAUAAGCAAAAACAACCCAGUGUACAGAAGCCCACAGCAGACACUGUAUCUACCUCUGUAGCACCAGAGCAGAAGCAGGAUUUGGCAGGCCCCAGACCACCAACUCAGCAGAAAAUGGCAGACUCCCCAAAGCCUGAGCUUGCAAAGCCAUCCCAGGACACACAUCCAGCUGGGGAUAAACCAGAUUCCAAACCUGUUCCACAAGUGUCCAGACAGAAGUCAGAUCCCAAGCUUGCAGCUCAGCCUGGGGCUAGACCAGAUGCUAAAGCUCAGAAGCCUGUUGAGCCAACGCAAACAAAAGAUGAUCCUAAAAAGUUACCAACAAAAGCAGCCCCAAAGCCUGAUACAAAACCAGCUCCCAAGGGCCCACAGGCAGGGGCAGGAGCCAAGCCAGGUCCAGCACAGCCAGCACCUCAGCCCCAGCCACCUCAGAAAACCCCAGAGCAAUCAAGGCGCUUCAGCCUUAACCUGGGAGGCAUCACUGAUACCCCUAAGCCCCAGCCUACAACACCGCAAGAAACAGUUACUGGGAAACUCUUUGGAUUUGGAGCUUCUUUCUUCAGCCAGGCCUCAAAUUUGAUUUCCACAGCAGGUCAGACAGGGUCUCAGCCAUCGGGCCCCCCUCCGCCUGCUCCUGCAGCGAAGCAGCCCCAGCCUCCACCACAGCCUGCAGCCCCUCAAGCAGCUCCCAAAGAGGCUGCUCAGGCUCAGCCUCCUCCAAAAGCUGCUCCUGUAAAGAAAGAAGCCAAGCCUCCUGAAAAAUCAGAGCCAUCCAAAGUGGAUAGUGCUUUAACGAAAGGAUCUGAUUUAGAAAAGAAACCUGGUUUGGCUAAAGAUAGCAAGCCUCAAGCUGCUGAAGCUAAGAAACCUGAUGGGCUGUCGGAACCAGAGAAAGCUAGCCAACCUGAAAUGUCUUGUCCCCUUUGUAAAACUGCACUAAAUAUUGGUUCUAAGGAUCCCGCCAACUUUAACACCUGCACUGAGUGCAAGAAAGUUGUGUGCAAUCUCUGUGGAUUUAACCCGAUGCCACACAUAGCUGAGGUACAGGAAUGGCUGUGCUUAAACUGCCAGACCCAAAGGGCAAUGUCAGGACAACUUGGAGAUAUGGGCAAGGUGCCACUUCUGAAAACAGGCCCUUCGCAACCAACAUCCAAACCAGCUGCUUCUCCUCAGAAACGUCCUGUGCCUGCUGUCUCCCAUUCCCCUCAGAAGAGUUCCACACCUCCCACUCCAGCAGCAGCAAAGCCAAAAGAAGAACCAGGCACUCAGAAGGAAGCUCCGAAACUUCAGCAGGGGAGAUUGGAAAAAACAUUGUCAGCUGAUAAAAUCCAGCAAGGAAUUCAAAAGGAAGAUGGAAAACCUAAACCGGGAAAACUUGUCAAGACACCCUCAGCUGAUAAAAUCCAGCUUGCUUCUCAGAAGGAGGACCCAAGGAUUCAGCAAACAAAAUUGACAAAGACAGCCUCCUAUGACAGAGUUUUGCAGGAUGUUCAGAAGGAGGAUGAAAAGCUCCAAGAAGCAAAGCUGGCAAAAACAUCCUCAGCUGACAAAAUUUUGCAGAGAGUUCAAAAGGAAGACAUAAAACUCCAAGAGGCAAAAUUGGCAAAGGUACCCUCAGCUGACAAAAUUUUACAGGGAAUUCAGAAAGAAGACCCAAAACUCCAACAGAUGAAAAUGGCAAAGGCACUGUCAGCUGACAAAAUCCAACCUGCAGCUCAGAGGGAAGAUACGAAACUUCAGGAGGUAAAAUUGCCAAAGGCAGCUUCAGUUGAUAAAAUCCAACAUGGAAUUCAGAAAGAUAUAAAACUUCAACAUGAAAAACUUAAGAAAACUUCAUCGGUGGAUAAAAUCCAAGAGGAAGGUCAAAAAGAAGAAACAAAACUUCAGCGAGGGAAACUCUCUAAGACACCUUCAGCAGAUAAAAUUCCUGCAGCAACAACUGCAGACCAAAAGAUACCCCUAAGCACAUUGGAAGAAGAUAAAGAAACUGUGCUCCCAGAAAAGAGCACACCACAUCCAGAAGACAAAAAGGCAGAAAUUACAACUGAGAUUAAAGACCAUGUUGCUGAAGAGAAAGCAGAAGUUGAAGCGCCUUAUAAGGGAAUGCAGGCUAAGGAGCAAGAAGAUGUUAAGAAGGAGGAUUUGACAACUGGGAUUUCAGAAGAGGUUUUGAAAGCUGAAAAAGCCCAGGAAGCAGAAAUUCCUGUUCAAACAGCACCUUUGCCAGGAGCUGACCACGUGGAAGCAGUGCGAGAAAAAAUAGAAAAGGAGGAUGACAAAUCAGACACAUCAAGCUCUCAGCAACAGAAAAGUCCACAAGGUCUGAGUGACACCGGGUAUUCUUCUGAUGGGAUAUCAAGUUCACUUGGUGAAAUUCCAAGUCAUAUCCCCACUGAUGAAAAGGAUUUACACAAGGAAAUUAGUAAAAAAGACACCAUUCCACAAGAAAGCCCACCAAGCCCCUCAGAUCUAGCUAAAUUGGAAAGUACUGUACUCUCAAUUUUAGAAGCUCAGGCGAGCACUCUUUCUGAUGAAAAAUCUGUGAAAAGCAAAGAGCUUUCUGAAACAUAUGGUGAACAGACAAAGGAUCAACUAAAAACAAAGCCUUUGCCCGUCACUCCAGAAUCUUACAGUUCAGAUGAAGAAGACUUAAAAGCUAUCAAAGAAGGUGAAGGAACCAUUGUAGAAGAGGGCAAAGGAACGGCCUCCUCCCAGGCACAGUACAAGGAAGAGCAUGAAGGAGAUGACAUAUCAGCAAGAAGGCAACAGCGCUAUGACUCUGUGGAGGACAGCAGUGAGAGUGAAAACUCACCUGUCCCAAGAAGAAAAAGAAGAACUAGUGUCGGUUCUUCAAGCAGUGAUGAGUACAAACGAGAUGACAGCCAGGGAUCAGGUGAUGAGGAAGACUUCAUUAGAAAACAGAUUAUAGAGAUGAGUGCUGAUGAAGAUGCUUCAGGUUCUGAAGAUGAUGAAUUCAUUAGAAAUCAACUCAAAGAGAUCAGUGCAGCUGAAAGCCAAAAGAAAGAAGAAGUGAAAAGCAAAGCCAAAGGAACACCUGGAAAACACAGAAGAAUGGCACGGAAAAGUAGUGCAGGCUAUGAUGAGGAUGCAGGAAGAAGACAUUCAUGGCAUGAUGAUGAUGAUGAGACUUUUGAUGAAAGCCCAGAGCCAAAAUACAGGGAAAGUAAAAGUCAAGACAGUGAAGAACUUGCAGUAUCUGGAGGAGGAGGCCUUCGGCGUUUCAAAACAAUUGAACUAAACAGUACAAUAACAAACAAAUAUUCUGAAGUAUCUGAACCACAAAAAGGUAUUUUAUAUUUUGAUGAAGAGCCUGAGCUAGAGAUGGAGAGUCUUACAGAUUCACCAGAAGAUAGAUCUAGAGGAGAAGGAUCUUCUAGUUUACAUGCUUCUAGUUUCACACCUGGUACAUCUCCUACUUCAGUGUCAUCACUUGAUGAAGACAGUGACAGUAGUCCUAGUCACAAAAAGCUGGGAGGGGAGAGCAAACAACAGCGCAAAGCAAGGCAUCGAACACACGGUCCUCUUCUUCCCACUAUUGAAGAUUCCUCAGAAGAAGAAGAACUAAGGGAAGAGGAAGAACUGCUAAAGGAACAAGAGAAACAACGCGAAUUAGAACAGCAACAAAGAAAAAGUUCUAGCAAAAAAUCUAAAAAGGACAAGGAUGAGCUCAGAGCCCAGAGAAGAAGGGAACGUCCAAAGACUCCACCAAGUAAUCUUUCUCCCAUUGAAGAUGCAUCUCCAACAGAAGAAUUACGACAGGCUGCAGAAAUGGAAGAGCUGCACAGAUCUUCUUGUUCUGAAUAUUCACCCAGCAUUGAGUCAGAACCUGAAGGUUUUGAAAUCAGCCCGGAAAAAAUAAUAGAAGUGCAAAAAGUUUACAAAUUGCCUACUGCCGUCUCUCUAUACUCACCAACAGAUGAACAACCAAGUGGACUCCCAAAAGAAGAGAGUGGUCAAAAGACAUUGAAAAGUGCUGAAGAGGUAUAUGAGGAGAUGAUGCAUAAGUCCAAAUCAUUUCAAAUGUCAAAUGAAAAAGAUGAAGUAUUUGAAAAAGAAUCUUUAUAUGGUGGAAUGCUAAUAGAGGAUUAUAUUUAUGAGUCUUUAGUAGAGGAUUCUUACAAUGGAACUAUUGAUACUAGUCUUGUUAUGAGACAAGAUGAGAGCAGUGAAUAUAUACAACCGAGAGGAAAAGAGAAAAAAGCAAGAGCUUCAGAACAGGUCUAUGAUGAACCACAGAAAGUUAGUGAUCUAGAGAAAGACUACUAUAGUGUUGAGACUUUACAUACUAUUGUGCCUCAAGAAGAUAUUGUUUCUAGUUCUUACAUUAUCCCAGAAAGUCAUGAAAUAAUUGUAUUAGACAGCACAGUAACUUCCACCAUGGAGGAAAAGCAUUUGUUAGAUGCAGAAGCUGCUUAUGAAGAGCUUAUGAAAAGGCAGAAAAUGCAGCUAACCCCAGGGUCUAGUCCAACACAACCAGCUUCAGAUUUCAUUCCCACAUCUGAUACAAAAGUGUCUGGAGGUGGAGAAAUAGUAGAUAGUACAUCUUUAACAUCAAGCACUACUUCAGCAAUCUCAGAUGUGUCACCUGUCAGUAGCACAACACUUUCUAUCCCAGAUGUUAAAAUAACACAGCAUUUCACAGCAGAGGAAAUUGAAGAUGAAUACUUAACAGAUUAUGCCAGAGAAAUUCAAGAAAUAAUUUCUCAUGAAACAUCAAUAUUGACCUACUCUGAGACAUCAGAAGGUGCUGCAUCAGUUUUACCUUCUGAUACAGCUUCCUUAACAUCAUCUACAUCUUCAGUUUCUACCACAGAUAGUUCCUCACCCAUAGAUAGUGCAACCACAGGUUAUGUAGGCCCAUCAGAUGGUUUAAGUAAACCAGCAGAUUCUGAAGGUGUCAGGAUAGUAACACAGGUUCCCUUAACAUCUGCAAAAGAGUACUCUGAAGUGGGCAUGCCUUAUGAAUCUAUUGCCGGAGCCACUAAAAAACCAUCUCUUGAAUCAGAUGCAGAAAGCGUGGAGCAAACUGCAGUAUGUUUGCCUGAAACUGCACCUUUAGCGGUGGCAACUACAGUUACAAAAUCCAAGGAAUAUGCAGCUGACAUCAUUACCUUUGAUACAUCCAAAGCAGAGAAGGAAGCAGCUAGAAAAAUUAAAAGUACGGUAGAGGCUGGCAGUGUCAAAAUUCAUCAUGAAGAGCCACGCAAAGAAUUGGGUGUUGAUAUGAAAAAGAUUGAUUUGACUAGUGCUGCAUCUGAGCAACCACCUAUAUGUAUAGCACCAGUACCACUACCAGUUACAGAGCCUGCACCAGAAAUAUCUUCUGUACUCACUCACAGUGUUGUAAGUAAGACCAGCAUGGUCUCCGUGCCUUCCUCAGCUCCUGCUGUUUCAGCUAAAGCAUUCUCUCUUUUUAGAAGCUCUUCUUUGGAUUCUUCUGCUCAUCCUUCUCCACCCCCACCUCCUCCUCCUCCACCACCUCCUCCACCACCAUUACCACCACCACCUAUUUUACCCAAGCCAGCCAUUUAUCCCAAAAAGAAGCCACAGAUUAAGGCUCCAGCAGCAACAGCUCCCACAGUGGUACCUCCAGUCACAAGUGUUCCAACACUAGAGUCCACAGCUGUAUUAAAGGAUCAUGUGGUACCUAUCACAAAAACAUACACCCCAACACCACCUCCUGUACCACCCAAACCAUCCUCCAUUCCAGCAGGGCUUGUUUUCAGUCACAGGACACCUGAAGUAACUAAACCUCCAAUUGCUCCUAAACCAGCAAUUCCUCCACUCCCAAUAGCUGUUCAUAAGCCAGCAGAAACACAGCCCAAACCAGUAAGCUUGGCAUUGACUUCAAGUAUGACUCUGAAUUUGGUAACCACAGCUGAAUACAAAAUACCAUCUCCCACUUCCCCUUUGUCUCCACACUCUAACAAAUCUUCACCAAGGUUGGCAAAACCCUCACAGGAAACCUAUGUUGUCAUCACAUUGCCAUCUGAGCCUGGAACUCCCACUGAAGCUAUAACUAGCCAGGCUGUUACCAGCUGGCCUCUAGAAGCACCUUCUAAAGAACAGAUUCCCCAACCUAUGCAACCAGUUUUUACUACAUCCAUGAAAACUAUGGAUAUUCAAAGUAUGGCAGGUCAGAGUAUGUAUAUUUCAGGUGCACUGCAAGCUAUUCCUGUGACAACACAAUCAACUUUUGAAAAAAUCCCUAGUUCGAAACCAGAAGUGGUAACAACAGACAUAACCAAGACCACAGUGUCUGUGGUUAAGGGUCCAGUGCCUGGUUAUGGUUUAGGAAGUGUUGCUAUUACUAUACCUCCAGAGCCACUACACAUUGUAGACGAGCCCAGAUACAGAGAGAAUGGAAGGUUCCAUCCCUUGGGCGAUGUCAUCGACCUUCGCACUUUAACUAAGAUGGACAUUGAAAUGAGGGACAGCUGUAUGGAUCUCUCUGCUGUUUCCAUGGACCUAAGAAGGCAAAUGCCAGCAAGUGACACAGGUGGACGGCCAGUAAGUACUGUCCAGCCAUCCAUAAUAAAUCUUAGCACUGCGUGUGUUGCUGAUGCUUCUCUGCCUGCAGUCACUGAGACGGUGACUGUAGUGACUUGCACUGCCACUGUGAGCUACACCACCAGCACAGACAGCCUUGUGGAUCUGGGGCACGCCAUGACAACACCGCUGCAGCUAACAACAUCAAAACAUUUUGAGCCUGCAUACAGAGUAACGGGCAGCCAGGCCUUCUCUGCAGGUAGAGAUGAAGUGCCAAUAAAUUUAUCACUAGGUACUUCAACACAGGCAGUGACAUGGGCUACUACAAAGCCUGUUACUGUGCCACCUGUUGGGGUUACAAAUGGUUGGACUGAUCUCUCCACUUCUCAGGAGCCAGCAGAGAGUGGAGCAGUUGACCUUAGCACCACAAAAUCCCACAGAACAGUAGUAACAAUGGAUGAAACUGCUUCAGGUAUCAUUACAACGGUAAUAGAAGAUGAUGAAAAGCCUGUAGAUCUGACUGCAGGGAGAAGAGCUGUCUGCUGUGAUAUGGUUUAUAAAUUGCCAUUUGGUAGGAGCUGUACAGCUCAGCAGCCUUCUACUACACUUCCUGAAGAUCGCUUUGGCUACAGAGAUGACCAUUAUCAGUAUGAUCGUUCGGGGUCGUAUGGUUACCGAGGAAUUGGAGGUAUGAAACCAUCUAUGUCUGACACAAAUUUAUCAGAAGCUGGACUAUUUGCAUACAGAAGCAAGAAUAGCUUUGAUUAUCGAGUUGGGGCAACUGAUACAGCAGUAGAUCUUACUUCUGGAAGAGUAACUACAGGUGAGGUUAUGGAUUACUCAAGCAAGACUACAGGUCCAUAUCCAGAGACUCAGCAGAUUUCUGGCCUCGGGCUCAGUACACCACAGUAUUCCCAAGCAAGAAUGGUGUCCACUGUGGGUCCCCAGUUUGGCGUUGGAAGUGUUUUAAGAUCAUCCAAUGGUGUUGUUUAUUCUUCAGUAGCAACUCCAAUCCCAUCCACAUUUGCCAUCACCACACAACCCGGUUCUAUUUUCAGUACAAGUGUCAGAGAUCUACCUACUCUCCAAACAAUUGACUCGGUGCCCUCUUUAUCAACUUUGCAACAGACUCAACCACUCCCAAGAUCAUAUAGUUUCUUGACAACUGUGGCAGCUGAAAAAGAUAAAGCAAUUACUGCCAUUGGUGUGGAGACGGGGUUGCCACCUCAUUCUAUAGAAACUAUUACCACUGAGCCAACCAGCUUGAUACCUGCUUUAACUACAGCAUCUGAAGUUUACACAGAUGUAGUUGAUGAUGAGGUUGCACUUCUCAUUGCUCCUGAAGAAGGCAAACAGCAGCAGCUUGAUUUGGAGCGGGAACUUCUUGAGCUUGAGAAAAUUAAGCAGCAGCGCUUUGCAGAAGAGCUGGAAUGGGAACGCCAGGAAAUUCAAAGAUUUAGGGAACAAGAAAAGUUUAUGGUGCAAAAAAAGCUUGAGGAGUUGCAAUCCAUGAAACAUCAUCUCUUAUUUCAGCAGGAGGAGGAACGGCAAGCUCAGUAUAUGAUGAGACAAGAGACAUUAGCCCAGCAGCAGCUGCAGCUUGAACAAUUCCAACAACUCCAACAACAGCUUCACCAGCAGUUAGAGGAGCAAAAACUUCGUCAAAUUUAUCAGUAUGGUUAUGACCCUUCAGGAACUGGGUCACCACAAACUACCACAGAUCAAACACUUUUGGAAGGACAGUAUGCAAGCACAGAAAAUGGCCAAUUUUGGCCUACUGAUGACACAACCACUACAGCUUCAGGAGUGCUGGGUAUUGAAAUUCCACAAAGUCAAGCGUGGUAUACAGUUCAGUCUGAUGGCAUUACCCAAUACAUACCCAGGUCUGGUAUCCUAAGCUCAGUUUCAGAAAUGUCUCUUAAGGAUAUUGAUGUCAGAGAGGAGAAGCAAUUGAAAAAGAGAAGUUCUAUGCCAAAAUUACGUGGUCCCUAUGAGGAGUUUGAGGAGACCCUGGAAGAGCCCCGGUGUUUCAAAAAAAUAGUGGACAGUGGAGUGCAAACUGAUGAUGAAGAUGGAGCGGAAAGAGGUUACACCAACAGGAGACGGAGAUCCAAGAAGAGUGUUGAUACAAGUGUUCAGACCGAUGAUGAAGAUCAAGAUGAAUGGGAUCUUUCCAGCAGAUCCAGAAGGAAGCCUCGUGUAGGGAAGUUCAGUGAGAGCACCACUGAGGCAGACAAAGCCAAACCAUUCUCCAAGGUAUCUAGUAUUGCAGUUCAGACAGUGGCAGAGAUUUCUGUGCAAACAGAACCUGUAGGAACAAUAAGAACACCUUCCAUCAGGGCCCGAUGGGAUGCUAAGGUUGAAAUCAUAAAGCAUAUUUCAGCUCCAGAAAAGACAUACAAAGGAGAAAGUCUGGGAUGUCAAACAGAGACAGCAUCAGACACUCAGAGUCCCCAAUAUCUGUCAGCUUCAUCUCCUCAGAAAGAUAAAAAACGUCCAACACCAUUAGAGAUAGGUUACACCUCCCACCUUCGCCCAGACUCCACAUUACAGGUAGUCCCUUCCCCUCCCAAAUCUCCCAAAGUUCUCUAUUCACCCAUUUCACCCGUUUCACCAAGCAAAGUUAUAGAGUCAGCAUUUGUACCUUAUGAAAAGCCCAUGACUGAUGACAUCAGCCCUCAGAAGAUGCUGCAUGCUGACAUGGCCAAGGUUCCUCCAUCAAGCCCAAAGACAGCAAAGAUGAUGCAACGCUCUAUGUCUGAUCCUAAGCCCCUGAGUCCCACAGCAGAAGACAGUUCCAGAGCUCAGUUUCAGUACACUGAGGGUUUUAUGUCAAAAGGUUCUUCAGGCUUGACUCCAUCCAGCACUCAGAAGAAGGUGAAGAGGACUCUGCCCAAUCCACCUCCAGAGGAAGCCACAGCAGGAACUCAGUCCCCAUAUGCUUCCGUGGGAUCAGUUUCACGGAGAAGGAUUUGUAGGACCACCACUAUGGCCAGAGCCAAAAUUCUUCAGGAUAUAGACAGGGAAUUGGAUCUGGUCGAACGUGAGUCAGCCAAGCUUAGGAAGAAGCAAGCAGAGCUAGAUGAGGAGGAAAAAGAAAUAGAUGCCAAGUUGAGAUACUUGGAAAUGGGCAUUAAUAGGAGGAAAGAAGCCCUGCUAAAAGAAAGAGAAAAGAGAGAGCGUGCCUAUCUCCAAGGAGUAGCCGAAGAACGUGAUUAUAUGUCAGACAGUGAAGUUAAUAAUACCAGGUCAACCAGAAUAGAAACUCAGCAUGGCUUGGAAAGACCACGUACUGCACCCCAGACAGAAUUUAACCAGUUUAUGCCACCACAAACCCAGCCAGAAACACAGUUUGCCCCUGCUACAAGCCCAUAUGCUCAAUAUCAGUAUUCAUCUCCUGCCCUGCCAACUCAAGCACCGACUCAGUUCACACAGCAGUCCCAUUAUCAACAACAGCAGCCUUUGUAUCACCAGCAGGUUUCACCCUAUCAGACCCAGACAGCAUUCCAAACAGGAGCCACCAUGUCCUUUACCCCACAGGCUCAACCACCACCAUCUCAACAGCCAUCCUAUCAACUCCCAUCACAGAUGAUGGUGAUACAGCCAAAGCCAAGACAGACCACAUUAUACAUGGAGCCUAAGAUAACAACAAACUAUGAUGUAAUUCGCAAUCAGCCUCUCAUGAUAGCACCAGUGUCAAGUGAAAAUAGUUAUGCAGUUUCCCAGCUGGGCAGUAAAUACUCUACCUUGGACUUGAGGAUAGGACUAGAUGAGAGAAACAGCAUAGCAAGCAGCCCUAUAUCAAGCAUAUCUGCAGAUUCGUUCUAUGCAGAUAUAGACCACCACCAUACAUCCCGAAAUUAUGUGCUGAUUGAUGAUAUAGGAGAACUUACUAAAGGAACAGGAGCUCUUGGUUCCAGUUUUAGCCUCCAUGAGAAAGAUCUGACCAAAACAGAUCGACUUCUUCGCACAACUGAGGCCAGGAGAGCACAAGAAGUGUCAGACUUCCUGGCACCACUGCAGACUUCCUCUAGGUUACACUCCUAUGUUAAAGCUGAUGAAGACCCAAUGGAGGACCCUUAUGAGCUCAAACUUCUGAAACACCAGAUAAAGCAAGAGUUCCGUAGAGGUGCAGAAAGUCUCGAUCAUCUAGCUGGUCUAUCACAGUACUACCAUGGAGAGGGCAGCUACAGGCAUUUUCCAAAAUCUGAAAAAUACAGCAUAGGUAGGCUUACUCUUGAGAAGCAGGCUGCUAAGCAGCUCCCAGCAGCCCUCCUUUACCAGAAACAGUCAAAACACAAAAAAGCCUUGAUAGACCCCAAACUUACAAAGUUUUCACCUAUCCAAGAAAGCAGAGACCUUGAGCCUGACUAUUCAAGCUAUAUGACUUCUAGCACUUCAACACUUGGGGGAAUCACUACUAGGGCAAGGCUUCUUCAGGAUGAUAUCACUUAUGGCCUUAGAAAAAACAUCAGUGACCAACAGAAGUACAUGGGGCCACCACUGACGUCAUCCAUUGGAGCAGGCCUUGGGACUGCACUAGGUCCAACAAUGAGAUCUGCACUACAAGAUGAAGCAGACAAGUCCUAUAGCAGUGGUAGUAGAUCUAGGCCCUCAUCUAGGCCCUCCUCAGUGUAUGGGCUUGAUCUAUCAUUGAAAAGGGAUUCUUCCAGUUCUUCUUUAAGACUGAAAGCCCAAGAAGCUGAACCUUUAGAUGUUUCCUUUAGCCAUGCAGCACCUUCUGGAAGAACCAAACCCACCAGUCUGCCUAUUAGCCAAAGCAGGGGAAGGAUCCCAAUAGUAGCACAGAACUCAGAGGAGGAGAGCCCACUAAGUCCUGUUGGACAGCCAAUGGGAAUGGCAAGAGCAGCAGCUGGACCCUUGCCACCAAUAUCUGCAGAUACCAGGGACCAGUUUGGAUCGAGCCAUUCAUUACCUGAGGUCCAGCAGCAUAUGAGGGAGGAGUCACGGACUCGAGGCUAUGAUCGAGAUAUAGCCUUCAUCAUGGAUGACUUCCAGCAUGCCAUGUCAGACAGUGAAGCCUACCAUCUCCGCCGGGAAGAAACAGAUUGGUUUGACAAGCCCAGAGAGCCUCGUCUGGAGAACGGACACAUCCUUGACAGAAGGCUGCCAGAGAAGCUGCCACACUCUCGACCACUAAGUCAACACCAAGAUCAAAUAAAUGGGAAGCCCCUGCAGUACAUUUUCCCUCAUACAAGGCUCAAACUACUGAGAGACCCAAAGGACCACACAGUUUCAGGCAAUGGACUGGGAAUCCGAGUUGUAGGUGGGAAAGAAAUUCCAGGAAGCAGUGGGGAAAUUGGAGCUUACAUUGCCAAGAUCUUGCCUGGGGGCAAUGCAGAGCAGACCGGGAAGCUUAUAGAAGGAAUGCAGGUGCUGGAGUGGAAUGGCAUCCCCUUGACUGGGAAAACUUAUGAAGAGGUUCAGAGCAUUAUAAUUCAGCAGAGUGGGGAAGCAGAAAUAUGUGUAAGACUGGACCUGAACAUGCUCUCGGACUCUGAGAAUCCCCAGCACCUGGAGCUGCACGAGCCAGUGAGGGCAGUAGAUAAAGCAAAGUCCCCGGGGGUCGAUCCCAAGCAGCUGGCUGCAGAGCUCCAAAAGGUUUCUCUACAGCAGUCGCCUCUGGUUGCUGCUUCAGGAGUGGAAAAGGGAUCUCAUGCCCACUCUGGAACCACUUCUGCCACCUCCAGUGCUGUUCCCAGCCCUGGUCAGCCCGGCUCUCCCUCAGUGAGCAAAAAGCGGCACAGCAGCAAGCCCACCGACACUACAAAGCCUGCUUCCCAUCCAAUCACUGGAGAAAUACAGCUUCAAAUCAACUAUGACAAACACCUUGGCAACCUUAUCAUCCACAUCCUUCAGGCAAGAAACCUUGCUCCCAGAGACAACAAUGGCUACUCAGACCCCUUUGUUAAAGUUUAUCUUCUUCCAGGGAGAGGACAAGUCAUGGUUGUCCAAAACGCCAGCGCUGAGUACAAGCGGAGAACCAAGUACAUACAGAAAAGCCUGAAUCCUGAGUGGAAUCAGACAGUCAUUUACAAAAAUAUCUCCGUGGAGCAGCUGAAAAAGAAAACACUGGAAGUGACUGUGUGGGAUUAUGAUAGAUUUUCCUCAAAUGACUUCCUCGGUGAAGUAUUGAUUGAGUUAUCCAGCAUCUCUCAGCUUGACAACACUCCUCGGUGGUAUCCUCUUAAAGAACAGAGUGAAAACGUAGAUCAUGGGAAAUCUCAUUCUGAAAAGAGUAGCCAGCAGUCUCCAAAACCAUCUGUCAUCAAGAGCAGAAGUCAUGGAAUCUUCCCGGACCCCUCCAAGGACAUGCAGGUGCCCACCAUUGAGAAAUCCCACAGCAGCCCAGGGAGCUCCAAGUCCUCUUCCGAAGGCCACCUCCGCUCUCACGGUCCCUCGCGCAGCCAAAGCAAAACCAGCGUCACCCAAACGCACCUGGAAGACGCUGGGGCCGCCAUCGCCGCUGCUGAAGCAGCUGUGCAGCAGCUCCGCCUGCAACCAACAAGGUCUGCUAAUCACCGACCUGCAGAAAGCUCUGUCUCCACUGGCUCAUCAGCCAGUAGCUUUGGCAGUGGAUACAGCAUGGACAGUGAAGGCAGCAGCAGUGCCACGGGAGAGAAUAAUCUAUUUCCCAUCCCCAGAAUAGGGAAGAUGAGCCAGAAUGGACAAGAACCAGUGAAGCAGUCGGGAGUGGGAGUGGCUGAUUCAGAAGGUAAAACACAAGUUAUGGGUGAAAUCAAGAUCGCGUUAAAGAAGGAAAUGAAGACAGAUGGAGAACAACUGAUAGUAGAAAUCCUUCAGUGCAGGAAUAUCACAUACAAAUUUAAAUCUCCAGAUCAUCUUCCAGACUUGUAUGUGAAGCUGUAUGUUGUCAAUAUCUCGACCCAAAAGAGAGUAAUUAAGAAGAAAACCCGGGUAUGCAGGCAUGACCGAGAGCCUUCAUUCAAUGAAACAUUUAGAUUUAGCUUGAGUCCUGCUGGGCAUUCUCUUCAGAUUCUGCUUGUCUCCAAUGGAGGAAAGUUUAUGAAAAAGACACUGAUUGGGGAAGCUUAUAUCUGGCUUGACAAAGUGGAUCUAAGGAAAAGAAUAGUAAACUGGCACAAACUGUUGGUCAGCUCCACACAAACACACUGAGAAGAGCUGUCUGCUUAGGGCACAAAACAUGCAGAGUCUGCUCUAAACAGAAUCACUUCAAGAAUAUAGUUUGAUAUCAUUGUGUUUAGCUAGUCUUUCAGAUUACAAAGUAGAAAAAAGCAGUCUCUGGGCUACAAAGCACACUUAAAUGAGGGCUAGUACACUUAUUUUUGCUGCAAAACACAGCAAAAGGAGAAGAAAAUCUGGGCCCAGAAGUUAAAGUGAGGCUGUUUGAAACGAAGACUGAUGAGAGGGCUCCAUGUUGUUGGACUCUUUGUGAAGAGAGGAAGUGUGAAGGAAAUGAAGGAGGCUGGAGGCAGGCGCUGACGCAGAGCUCAGCUACAGCUGGAGGAGUGUGAUGGGAAGUGCAGUCUGGUUUUCUGUGCAACCAGAAGGAGAUCAUUUUAUGCAAAACCACCUAGGGUGACUGACUUUCCAAAAUCUCACUUAUUGAAAGUGUAAAACUUGCUCCUCUGCACCUUAGGAUCUCUGAUAAUUUGCUGUAGUGAGAUUACGCCACUUGACACAAACUGCAAGGUGUUUGCAAGAGUGGUAAUGUUAUUUUACAUAAUUUUUUUCCUUCUUUCUUUUUUCCUUCAAAAACUAGGCUGUGGAGAAUCAGAUCUGAUUGUUUCAUUUGUUUCUGUGUGUUAACAAUGGAUAUAAACCACUCUCCUAAAAUGUGAUGAAUAAAAUUAUAUAAAUGGUCUAUAAUUUGGGAUGUGGUUAUAAAGAGUAAGGACAGGUUAGAAACUACACUACAUCAGAAAGAUAAAAUGCUGUUUCAAUGUCAGUGACACUGUGUUUCACCCCACCCUUUGAGUCAGAAGGUCUGAAUCAGUUUGAGAUUGAAGGGACUUAAGCACUGGGACUGAUGCAGUUAUUUCAACCCGUCCUCACGUUUUUCAGCAACCAAUCUUGCUCUGAAACUGUAGAAAGACAAUGAAUUUUAGGCUAUUUUGUGGCACUUGGGAGCAGCAGCCCCACCAUGCCAACAGUGACCCUCUCAAUGCAGGGUCUGUAUCAACACUAGUGACACAUUUGGAAUCCAAGGGGAAGGGACAGCAGGGCAGCUCCUGACUGGAUGCUGCUGCAUCAGAAUGAAAAAUAUCCUCUUGCUAUCUCAGGUGAAUGUCUGAGCAUAAUCCACUCAACAGCAUGGCUUCUUGGUGAGGAAAGAAAUAAAUAAGAAGGUAACUUGCAACUUUUAAGUCUGUGUCAGCACUUCCAAGCAUCAAGUCCCUUUUUCAAGGGUUUGUAGCCAAGCAGUUUGCUCACUUGGGAAGAAACUACUGCCUGCCAUGGCUUAGGCUGGCUGCUGUAUUUUCCCUUGUGGCAUGUUUGAAGAAAGGAGAACUUUUUCUCUCGUUCCUAAAAGUAUGGCAAGUUUUUUAAAACCCAAGAAUCAAUGGUAUUAACUCCCAUGUUAUUCAGACGUCAUUUAAUAUUUCACAGCUUCAAUAAAAAGUAGUUUCCCUGGAAAUAUGAUCUCAUGACCUUUGCAUACUUAAAAAGAAAAUUAACAAAUUUCUGCAUGUCAGACAUUUCUUUUUCUGGCCCAUAAAAGACUUUCCAGUUUUCAUUAUAUUAUUUGACGUACAUUGUCUUAUAUUUUCUGGAUAUACAUAGUACAUUUCCACAGUUUGUGCAAGACCAGAUGAAAAUAUUCUUCUGGAAAAUAUUAUAUGCCUAAAAAAAAAAAAAAAAAAAAAAAAAAAGAGGAAAUACAAAGCUUACGGUAUUAAGCAACUGGAUUGACUGUGAAAAAGCUACACUAUUUAAUCUGGUAAAACUUCCCACAUAGAUUUUUUGGUUUAUGUUUAUCAACUUAAAAUAUCAGCAUGGAACAGGAAUGUGAGAAGAAACAUAAAAAUUAUAUAAAUGAUACGCACACCAAGGAAACUCCUGUUGUUCAUAACCUGCUGGUAGCCUGCUUAACUUGCAAGCAGAGCAAUCUUACCAAAAUCUUAUUAGCUGUCUUAAAAACACAACAUCACUUACAGUGGGAGUAGGGUGUGUGCUUUAAUGUUGAAUUUUAUGCUUUCACCAGUAUAUGGAUACCCUACCUCUCAUAUAUUUUAAGAAAAGUCCUCUGGAGUUAUUGUAAAAAUUCUAUGUUUUGAUGUUGUAUCUGUUUUUAUAAGAAAAUACUUCAAAGAAAAAAUCCCCGACUGAAACAAAAAAUCCUGUGUGGAUACAUUUGACAUAAGCGUUGCUCUCUUGGUGGGUUAUCUUGCAUUCCUGAUGACUAUACUGUGUUUGUACUUUGAAAAAAAAAAUCUGCAAAAAAAAAAAAAUUCUGUGUGAAGUGCAAGCCACGAGGUGUGCAAUUUUGUGCAAACUGCUGGUGAUUUUGCUCUUGCUAAGAUUUGCUACAAGGGCAGCAAGUGGCACUGGUAGUUGCUAUGGAGAUUUCCGAGAGGAAGGAGCAGUCUGCGGCUGCCUGUAACCAUCAUCUGUGACUGAGAACGUGGCCGGGCGUGCUUUGCUCUCACACCCCUACAAAUGUGCCCAAUAUUUUAUUCCAUGCUUUUGUUGAGCGCGGCUGGAGGGGACAGCUGCCUUUGAGGCUAAUCAGCUGUCGGACACUGGUUUAAUUGAAGCACCUUUGGUUCUCUGGGCAACACCCAGAAAUGUUUCUGCGUGUUGAAACGGCAGUUUUGGAACACAAAACUGUCAUGGGGCACAAAGAGCGGAAUUUGUGAGGAAUGUGGCGCAGCCUUGGCCAGCUGCAGCAGGGAUGGGCUCCUCUGGCGUGGGCGAGUGUCACACCUGGGCACACACACUCGGCUUUCUGAGGCAGCGGCAUGCAGAGGUCAGAGAAUGCCACCAAAGUGUGCCAAGUUCCUUUUUUCGACCAAAUUUCUAGGUUGUACUGAAAUCACUCUAUGCAACACAGUUCAUGUUUGAAUGCAUAGUUUCUUUUUUUGUUGUUUGUUUGUUUGUUUGAUUAAUGAAGUCAGGAAAAACUCUCAUGACAAUGUUUUUAAAAAAAAAAACAAUCAAACAAGGACUAUCAGUAUUUUUUUACUGGUUUUGUAUAUAUCUCAGUAUUUUUUUCUUUUUCCUCAUUAAUUUUUGUUUAUUUUAUCUGGCCAAAUGUGCUGAGACGUGGCAACAGCUUUUAUCAAUUCUGAGUGAUUGAUUAUUAAUGAGUUCACAUAUUUCUAUGAUUGCUUUGAAGAUACAUAUUGCAGGGAGGCAAUAGCAGAGACAUUUAACUCUUUUGAUUCAUAAAUCUUCUGAGAAAAGAGAAAUUGAAGCUGCUUCUUAGUUCAAGCCUUGUAGAGUGGAAACAAGAUGAAAAAUGAGCAAAAGCACAGUGUGUGUGUUUACAAAUGACAGGGAUUUAUAGCAUUAUCAUUGUUAUUAGUAUGCAUAAAAUGAGCAGCAAACAGCCAUUCAUUUUUUCCAGCUUAAAACAAGACAUGAGAGUUUCUAUGAUGAAUGUUGAGCUAGUUCUUUAUCAUUACACUUUAAAGGGAUAGUAUCCAGGGGCAAUGACUGCUGCUUCUUUAUUAUUAUUAUCACAGUUUUACAUUACAUGGAUCCUGUAUGGAAAAACCAAAAACCAGUUUAAGUCAGUCACAAUCAAUCUGCUGACUUGAACUGGCUUUAAAUCAAGACCUAGGAAAUAUUUGAGUUAUUUUUCUGGAUGCUGGAUGUUUGCAUGGCUACAUUGUGGGAUAUGGUAGCUGGUAACCAGCUGAUAUUGAUUCAUACUUUGAGAAUGAUGAUGAAGAAAAAGAAGACAUCUAUUAUAUUGUAAGCUAGUGUGAGCCCAAUAGAGAUUAUUUAAUUAGGAUUUAGUUUCAUGGAGAUAUCAUAAAGAUGUUAAUAGUAUUUUUUUAAAUUAUUAUUUGAAUCAUAACUGACACUAUUUUUAACUAGUUUAUUUUCAUUGCUACGAUGUUGAAUGUCCCAGAUUCAUUAUUUGAGUAUAUAUCUAGAUAUGUACAUACCUAUGUGAAUAGCAGAGAAAAUUUGUGUGAGUGUAACUUAUAAAGGUAAUUAAACAGAGAGGAAAUUUAGCAUAAGUAUCCACCUACAUUAUAUUUAAACACUAGUCCUACAUGCCCUGUGAAUUUUCUGUACACCUGGCAUGUAGGAUGAAUUGCUCUUUAUAAAUGCAUAUUGCCUUUAGAAGGAAAAUAGGAAGAAUAAGUGACCGGAUACUCUCUCUUUAAACCAUAAGAAGCAUUUUAAUGUUUUCUAUAUGUUCUGUUUUAUUCUUUUGAAAAAAAUUAAUAAGCAAAUAUAUUGAUGAGCUCAAAAGUUAUAAUAUAUAUAGAUAUCCAUAAUUAAAACUAGAUGAUUUGAUGAGAGUCAUUUUCUUAAUUUGUUACCCUGUAAAUAAAUAUACAUUUUUGUAAAACAAACUGAGUUUAAAUUAUUAACUCCAUUUGACAUCCAAGCAUGUGAGUGUGUCCUUAUUUGAUUGUAUCUUAUAGAUGUUCAGUGAUGUGCUCAGGUGCUCAACAAUGGGUGACUAAAGUGUGUGCUGUCAUGCUACAGACAACAUGUACAGCAGACACAAUGUUUAAAAAAAUCCAAAAAACACCAAAAAAAAAAAACCCUGCAAAAAAGCAACAAAAAAAGAAGAAUAGUCCUUGGGCAAAUAUAAUGUUUCCACAGUGAAUGUUGCAUGCAUAGGUAGUGGUUUGUUGAUAUUCAUUUCAUUUUGAAUUUUUUUUAUUUUUCAUUUUGCUUCCAGAAUCAUCAGAAAAAAUCAAAACAAGACAGACUUGUUCUAAAAGUUGUAAAAACUGAAACAAAAGCAGUAUGAGAUUGUAUAAAAAUGCUUGUAAAUCUGUCCCAGUUUUCACUUUAUGUAUAAAUCCAUGCCAUGGUUUUGUGAUUGUAUACAGGAUGUAUCUUGAGAACUUAUGCAAAUUGUGCUCUAUAAAGGCUGUUAUCCCAG